This is a messenger RNA of Sphaerodactylus townsendi, 4352 nucleotides long. RefSeq names its product solute carrier family 10 member 7 (gene SLC10A7). The record is from RefSeq and is a predicted model, not a curated record. Gene Ontology annotation, cellular component: plasma membrane. The transcript has 12 exons. NCBI's taxonomy places the organism in Eukaryota, Metazoa, Chordata, Lepidosauria, Squamata, Sphaerodactylidae. The coding region runs from base 529 to 1566 and encodes 345 amino acids.
CGGAUGCUCAGGAUAUCAUUUUCCGUCCUCUUGCUCGGCCGUGGGGGGCUUUGCAAGGGCCAAAGGGGGCUGGCGAGCUGUGGGGCCUGACUAGCGCUCGGAAGCAGCUGCAGGUUCAUUCCCCGAGAGCCCCUGGCAAGUCGGCAGCUGCUCCUUCGCCUAUGCGUGGCUCAGAAAACCAUAAUUUAUAUUAUUUGGAGCGUGGCAUCUUGCCGUCCUGGGGUCUCGUCAUUCUCAACUGGCGCGCUUGCUUUCUGUUCCAGCCUGCCCCCCACCCCGACAGCAGGUUCUUUGGGUUUUGCGCUCCAGAGAAGAGAUGGUGCGAGUCUAUUAGCAGGCGCGUGGUAGUGAUGGCGGCUUUCAGGGAGACUUUUCCUGUCACUGGAUACGAUUCCCACGACCAGCCGCGGCGGCGGGAGCGGCUUCCCACGAACGCGGUGGCCGCUGCAGAGCCCGGGCACAGGAGGGGCUGAAGGGAAGCCUCCGAGAAGCCCCCUCUCACCGACCCGGGGGUUUGCGGGGCGCGCAAUGGGCAUGCUAGACAGGCUGAGAAAGGAAUGGUUCAUCCUGGGCAUCGUGCUGGUCAUCGCGGUGGCCAAGCUGGAGCCGGCCUUUGGCGUGAAAGGGGGACCACUGAUGCCAGAAAUCUCCAUUACAUACGUAGCUGUUUCAGCUAUCUUCUUUAACAGUGGGCUCUCGCUGAAAACUGAGGAGCUGACAAGUGCUUUGAUGCAUGUGAAAUUGCAUCUUUUUGUCCAGAUCUUCACACUGGUAUUCUUCCCAACAGCAAUAUGGCUAUUUCUUCAGCUGCUAUCUAUCACACCUAUAAAUGAAUGGCUUUUAAAAGGUUUGCAGACAGUCGGCUGCAUGCCACCUCCUGUAUCUUCAGCAGUUAUAUUAACCAAAGCAGUUGGUGGGAAUGAGGCUGCUGCUAUUUUUAAUUCCGCGUUUGGAAGCUUUUUGGGUAUUGUUAUAACGCCUUUGCUCCUGCUGCUUUUUCUUGGGUCAUCCUCCUCUGUGCCUUUUUCAUCUAUAUUCUCACAGCUGUUCAUGACCGUUGUAGUUCCACUUAUAAUUGGACAGAUUGUCCGAAGAUACAUCAAGGAAUGGCUUGAGAGGAAGAAGCCUCCGUUUGGUGCUAUCAGCAGCUGUGUGCUCCUGAUGAUCAUCUAUACUACAUUCUGUGAUACUUUUUCCAAUCCAAAUAUUGACCUUGAUAAGUUUAGCCUGGUUAUCAUAGUUUUUAUAAUAUUUUCUAUCCAGUUGGGCUUCAUGCUGUUAACGUUCUUUUUUUCUACAAGGCAGAACUCUGGAUUCACAGCAGCAGACACAGUGGCCAUCAUUUUCUGCUCUACUCACAAAUCCCUAACGUUAGGAAUACCAAUGCUGAAGAUAGUCUUUGAGGGCUACGAACACCUGUCUUUAAUUUCGGUCCCUUUGCUUAUCUAUCAUCCGGCUCAGAUCCUCCUUGGUAGCGUCUUAGUACCAACAAUAAAAUCUUGGAUGAUUUCAAGACAAAAGGCACUGAAAUUAACAAAGCAGCCCAAGAUGCCAGUGAAGGUAUAACAAGAGAAGCGAUCCACUGAAUGUACAUAUGUACUAUACUGUACAAACAGAGACAACUCAGAAAACAGGCAUAUGUGAAUGUUGCUUCAAUACUUUAUUUUUAUAAAUACAUAUUAUAUAUAUAUAUAUUUAAAAUACCUAUUGAAGUGCCUUAAAUUUUUUUUUAAGCAUCUAUUCCAAAGCCACAUGGGCUGGUUUCUAGAAGAGGUUGCACACGUUUUUGAAAUCCUUUAAUAUUUUUUUAGAAAUUCUUUGGCGAACAAGACUUUUAGAGCUUCUGUCAUUGCACAUUCUCAGAGACAGCCGGUGUCAUGAGCCACCAAAAAAAGCCCUCUCUCAAAAUGCGUGAAGACUGAAAGGGAGCCAGAUUCAGUGCACCCUGCUGAACUGUUCACACGUUAGCAUAUUAAACCAGGACAUAACAAACCAGGGACAGCUCGCUUCUGGCUACGGCAGGAAAGCACUUUCGGAGGUUCUCGUUGAGAGUAACUUGAAUUUCUGUGUGAUUCCAUAACCCUCCCUGUUCAUGUGAUUGUGACAUGCCUUUUUCUUCUGUGUACACUCAGCAUGGGGCCAUCCAUUGGAAGAGAAACUGAAAAGCAUAAAUUAUUUGCAUUUGUUGACACAGAUGUCUAGACAUUCCUUCAAAGUUAAUGGUUUCUCACGACAAUUCUCUCCAUUCCAUUUUUAUAUUAUGGCAUUGUAUAUCUUAAAUGCAUCAUGAGCUUCUUCAAAGAGACGGCCUGGAGCUCAGGUGAACAGGGAAAGAUCUGUGAUCUGCAGCUAGAGAGCUAUUUUUUUUCCUCCCAUUAUUGUUGUUAACCCAAACUGAGCAAAAAAAAAAGAAGUGUGUUUCCUUUUUCUUGCCCAAGUUCAGUCCAUGCCUCCCCAUAGUGGCAAAAUGCGAGCUACAAAUACUACGGUUGCCGUUUCUCCACAGUUUAUAGAGUUGCCGGUUUUGUUGGAACUUGGGUAUCACACAGAACCUUUUGAGGGUGGGAAAUUGAGGGCUGUGUGUCAGGUGGCAAAUAUAUGGAUGUACUGGUGAUAAAGGGAGGAUAUGUCUAAUCUGACAAUCAGUUGUAUCUUGAAUUUUCAAAAGUGGAAUUUUCUUUACAUUUUUAGAGAAGGAAGGAAUAUUGGUGUAUUUAUGAAUAUGAAGGGGGGAAGGGUAAGCACUGCACCUUAUUCAAGACAGGUGUCAUUAGGCUUGGCAGCGAUCCUAGCAGGGAACACAUCACGUGUGGCCUCCUAAGCUCACUAGUCCUGCAUCUUCACCCAGUAAUUCACAGCUCCUCUACUUAUGAGGAUCUUCACAGCCUCCUCAAUUGAAGUAAGUGUGCUCAGAGCCAGGGGUGCACAUUGGAAUAGCAAAUGCAAUUUUUGGGAUAGGAUUGAUUGUGACCAUGUUCCUCUGCACGUUAAUAAAAAGAUAGAACAUCAAGUUCUUAGGGAAUGGCAUAAAACUUCAGUUUGACUGUUAACUGCAUAUCCAAACUAUUGUGAAAUGCAUUCCCUGAGUCUAAUCAUGCUAUAUUGGGAUCAGUGGUCCUGCCCAAAUAAUUCUGUUUGGUGCCAAGCUGAGAUGCCUUGGGCUGACAGUGAUCUGUAUCGAGUAAUUGCCUUGUCACUGAGGCUCUAGUAUCUUUAUUAAUGGAUCGUAGGAAGCAAUACAGCAAUGUGCUCAGCACCCAUUUAAUAAAGGUUAAGGUCAAUGAAGUUUAGCAGACCAGCCUAAAGAUUGCUGCAUUCCACUGAUUGGGUGGUCUGAAUUUUUACGUAGCGAUUAAUCCUUUUGUAAAAAUGGUGCACCACACUGAUCUUUCUAACAAGUAGAGGAACACCUAAAACCAAUCACAAGCUGGGUUCUCAAUUAAGUGGCCCAAACAUGUUUUACAAAAACUCACCUCAUUUAAUACCUGAUUGCUGCUCUUGACUUGGUUAAAUAAGGGCAUGCAAUAUUGUUGCUGUUGUUGUUUUCCCACAAAUCUUUUUUCUGAGUCUCUAACAUACAUGUCCCCUAAUCUAUAAUCCUUCCACUCAUGACCUGAGUCCUUCUGUUCAUAAACAUCUCACUAUAUAUUGAGAAUUUUGUGUGCAAAGGAAAUAAGUAAAUAGGUGUCACACAAGAGUGGAAGCUUUGCUCUUGUGUAAAUUCGGUUCAACUUGAUAUUUCUGGCAGUGAAACAUUCCUGGCAGGUCAUUCCCAUUAGCUCUGUCCAGUCAUUUGAGUCAGGUCUGCUCUCAGUCAGUCAUGACACUGCUAAUAUUCCAACACAUCUACCUCGAAGUACAACACCAUCAUCAAUAAACUGUCAUCAUGGUGAUUUCGUUGAUAUGUUACUCUGUUCAUUCUAUGGAGCAGCAGUUUUGUGUAGGCCCUUUCUGGCCAUAGCUGUUGAUGGCUUGGGACAGCCUAAAUGGUGUUAUGUUUCUUCCUGUUUUUACAUAAGUGACUGUUGGGUGGGUUGUUCUGAAGGGGACAUAAAGCAAAACUGAAGUACAUCUCUUAAAUCCAUACUUAGUAGAACUUAAUUAUUCAUAUCCAAAAUGUUGCAUUAUGUUAAAGGACUGUUACGAUGUUCAUUUCAUGCCUUCAGUUAUGCCUACACGUCCUUACAAAAGAAAGUCAUUGGGUAGUAGUUUGUUAAUGUAGAAUCGGGAAAUGGACCAAUGGAUGGGUUUGCAGUUUAUUUUUGUAACUUGGCUUUGUUUUUUUUCUGAGUAAAUUUUUAUGUUCGUUUCUUUUAAAAAUGCAAACUUAAAAAUAAAAUGGUUAAAUUGAA